GUGGCAUUAGGACCAAACCCUGACAGAUUCUUUGUGGCAUUAGGAUCAAACUCUGACAGAUUCCUUGUGGCAUUAGGAUCAAACUCGGACAGAUUCCUUGUGGCAUUAGGAUCAAACCCUUACAGAUUUCUUGUGGCAUUAGGAUCAAACCCUUUCAGAUUCCUUGUGGCAUUAGGAUCAAACCCUGACAGAUUUCUUGUGGCAUUAGGAUCAAACUCUGUCAGA
Messenger RNA from Lottia gigantea (owl limpet), 225 nucleotides. RefSeq lists its product as hypothetical. NCBI's taxonomy places the organism in Eukaryota, Metazoa, Mollusca, Gastropoda, Lottiidae. The transcript has a single exon. The annotation marks the transcript as partial. The record is from RefSeq and is a predicted model, not a curated record.